AUGUCAAGUAGUCAAAGAGCAGAGAGUCAACAUUUUUUCUUCAAGAGUUAUGUUUCUGAGUGGAAUUCAUUGGUGGAAUUUAUGGUUCAGUUCAAGAGGGAACUUAUACACCAACGUCAUAACGAGUUAGAGGAAGAUCAUAUGAAUAUUGAUGAGAAGGCAAAAACAGUCAUGUCCCUUGAUGUAGAAGAACAUAUGGCCAAGGUUUACACACGCAAGAAAUUUUAUGAAGUUCAAGAACAAUUGAGAGAGAGCUUCAAAUAUAAGUUGGAACUUCUAAGAGAAAAUACCACUCAUUGUGUGUUUAAGGUUAUAAGAAAGAACAUUGAUACUUGUAAGUUUCGUGAAGUCAUUUAUGAAAAGUAUUCUAAUUUUGCAUCAUGCAGCUGCAGAAAGUUUGAGAGUGAAGGGCUCCCAUGUCGGCAUGUUUUGUCAUAUUUGAUAAAAAUCCAAGAUAUAGAUGAAUUGCCUAUUCAAUAUAUCUUAAAGAGAUGGACUAAAUCUGCAAGGCAUGGUACCGUGUUCGACUCUCAUGGCAUAGAGAUACAUGAUAAUAAAGCUUUACUUGAAAGGAGGACUAAGCUAUUACAACAUGCUACAGAUGCAAUUGAUAAGGCAAUGGUGAGUGAUAUGGCUAGUCAGCUCUUCAUGGAAUCCAUUGAUAAUUUCUUUGAGAAUAUUAAAACAUUGGCUGGCAAUGAAAGUGGACAAAAUGCGAUAGUUUUGGGGGCCAAGUCUGGUAGUAUUCAGCAUACUUUUAAUGAACCAAAUCAAGUGAGGGCAAAAGGGUGUGGGAGAAGGUUGAAGAAAGGUAAAGAGAAGAAAAAAGUUAAGGUAAAGGACAACCAAGGGAGGCAAUGUCAUGGAUGUGGACUGUUUGGUCAGUCACAUGACAAAAGGAAUUGUCCAACACUUCAUGGAAAACAUGUUGUUAACAAAGAUGGAGAUUCAAGUUCCUCCAGUAUGCAGGAUGGAGAUUCAAGUUCCACUAGUAUGCAGGAUGAAGAUGGUUGUUCAUCACCAGGAUAG
Fragaria vesca subsp. vesca is the source of this 1029-nucleotide messenger RNA. Its product is annotated as protein FAR1-RELATED SEQUENCE 5-like. The record is from RefSeq and is a predicted model, not a curated record. The transcript is spliced from 3 exons. Gene Ontology annotation, biological process: regulation of DNA-templated transcription. NCBI's taxonomy places the organism in Eukaryota, Viridiplantae, Streptophyta, Magnoliopsida, Rosales, Rosaceae. Bases 1 to 1029 code for a protein of 342 amino acids. Gene Ontology annotation, molecular function: zinc ion binding.